GUCUACAUUAUCACACCAAAAGUUGAAGAUUAAUCUUAAAGUGGAAUUAUUUGUGUAAAAUUCAGUAAAAUUAUGAAAAGUGCUUGAAACUCAUUGAAUUCUGUUCUAAGCAACACCUACAAAUUAACUAUUCCAUUUAUAUAUUAAUAAUAAGGCUGCAUUUAUUUACAAUACUGGAACUGCAACAAUUAAAAAUUCAAUUCUAUUUUGAAUAGCCAAAAAAGUGUGAAGGGUUCAAGUCUGCAGUAAUAGAAACCGUCAUUUCCUUCAUGUCCCGUUCAUUUUUCAUUUCCACUCCAAAAUUUACCAAAACUUUGCUCAUCGUGGUUUAACGACCAAUCUAGAGCAGAAAAUCCAAAUCAUCUAGAUAUAACUCACUUACCAGAACAAUCGAUUUCGGGCACAUCGAGAAGAUAUCAAAGAAAGAUGCCGUUUCGAAGGAAAAAUUGGUGCGGCUGUAUUCAACUCAAUAAUGAUCAAAAACCUGAGAUAUGUGUCGUCGAGGGUGUCCUAUCUCUUGAAAAUAUUACACCAACACAGCCUAUGCCGUCAUCGGAGGAACUCGAAGAAAAGUUUAUUGAGUUGGUUGAAGAAUUAGAUCUAUCAGAGGCCAAUAAAAAGCAAAUGAUGAGUUUACCAAGCGUGAAGAAAUGGCAAAUCUAUUGCAGUCGAAAAAUUCCCAUUGAAUCAGUUGAAUCCCCUGAUGGAAUAACAUCAUCAAUAUCGAAUGUAGAAAAAACACCAUUGUUUUAUGUGGAGAAGUUACGCGAGAUUGCAAUGCAAUUGAAAAUUUCAAGUGAUGAUUCUCCAAAACAUAAUGAGUUUCAAGUCAAAAUUGAACAACACACAGUAUUAUGUGAUGCUCUAAAAACUUCGUUACGAACAUCAACGCAUAGUUUUGUAUUGAAAUUUAUAGAAUGUCAAGGACUUCCAUCCUUACUGAAUGUCUUAGAAGCUAUUACGAAUGUUUUUACAAUAGCCAACAGUACGUUGCACACUAGCAUAAUUGGGUGCAUUAAAGCGUUAAUGAAUAAUUCUACUGGGCGCUCUAUCGUUUUACAACAUCCGACAUCCAUAGACAUUAUUGCAAGAUCAUUAGCUUGCGAAAACAUCAAAACAAAAAUUGCUGCUCUAGAAAUAUUGGGAGCCGUUUGUCUUGUACAAGGAGGUCACAAAAAAGUUCUCGAUGCAUUUACAAAUUUUCAAGAAUUUGCUUUUGAAAGAACUCGAUUUCAAAGUCUCAUAAAUGAUUUGGAUCGAUCAAUUGGAUCUUAUCAUGAAACUAAUCUGAAAUUAGCAAUUAUGUCGUUGAUCAAUGCUCUGGUCAAUUACGGAGCAGGUGAAGACUAUUUGGAAUUCAGAUUACAUUUACGCUUUGAAUUUAUUAUGCUCGGAAUCGAUAAGAUAAUUGAGAAAUUGCGGAAAUAUGAAAAUGAAACACUUGAUCGACAUUUGGAUUUCUUUGACUUGGUUCGAUCGGAAGAUGAGAAAGAGCUUUCAAGGAAAUUUAGUAAUGAAUCGAUUGAUGCAGAAAGUGCCAUUGAAAUGUUUGACUUAUUAAAGAGAAAACUCAAUUACUCUGCAGCAUUUCCACACUUUUUAUCAUUAUUACAACAUAUGCUACUUUUACCAUUCUCAAAUGCAAAUACUCAUUAUUGGUUACUGUUUGAUCGAAUUGUUCAACAAAUUGUUCUACAACAACAAAAUGAGGCGAGACCGUCAAGUGAGAUUGAAAACUUUUUUGAGAAGCAUAUGCCAUCCGAAAACAGUAUUAAACCAAAAAUUUCGAAUCCUGAUGUAGCACCUUUAGAAAUAGAUGUUAGUAAAAUUGUCAAAUUGCUUGUUCGUGAAGAAGAAUUGAUAGAAGCUAGGAAGAAAGCUGAGGAAUUAGAACGUGAAAAUUUAGAAUUCGUAGCAAAACUCUCGAAAAAGGAGCAAGAAUUAGAUUUGAGAAUAGCAGAAAAAGAAGAUUUGGAGACAAAUUUGACAAGAAUGCGCGAGCGAUUAGAGAAAGAAAGCACACAUCACUCACAAGCUGUUACUAGAGCCAUAAACGCAGAAAUGAAAAUUGAAGAUUUACAGCAUAAAUUAAUAAAUGAACAGCAGGAACGAUUAAGACUUGAAAAACUUAUGUCUGAGGGAUCAUUUCCUGAUGAUCAAAAAGCAGCAGGAUUGCAAGGAAAUAAGGAUACAUCUUCGCGUGAAUCUACGGCUAAGGCUCCAGCACCCCCACCGAUUCCUAUGAAUUGUGUACCACCCCCUCCGCCUGUUUGCCCACCUAAAGGACCACCAAUGCCACCUCCAAAAAUUGAUUCACUUCCUAAGAAAAAUAUUCCACAGUCAGCACAACCACUGAAAAGUUUCAACUGGUCAAAAAUGCCUGAUAUGAAAGUAACAAACACAAUUUGGAGUGAACUGGAUGAAACAAAAUGGUAUAAUAGUAUGGACUUGGAAUCGAUUGAUAAAAUGUUUUCAGCUUAUCAAAAGAACGAGAAGAAUGGAAUGGCUGUUGAUGGAUCUAGUAUGGAAGAUUUGAGAGUGGUAGGGAAAAAUAAGACUAAGAUUCUGUCAGUAAUUGAUGGAAGACGAGCUCAGAACUGCACUAUAUUGUUGAGUAAACUGAAAAUGACUGACGAAGAAAUUUCUAGAACCAUUCUCUCAAUGGACAGCCAGGAUGAAUUACCAAUUGAUAUGGUUGAGCAACUUCUAAAGUUUACACCAUCAACUGAAGAACGAGUUCUUUUGGAUGAACAUUCAGAAGAUAUUGAUGCAUUGGCUAGGGCUGAUCGUUUUCUUUAUGAGAUUUCCAAAAUUCAUCAUUAUGAGCAAAGACUUAAAAGCCUUCACUAUAAGAAACGUUUUAAUGCAACAUUGAAUGACUUGUUUCCCCGAAUUAAUAAUAUAAUGGAAGCAUCACGUGAAGUAUCAAGAAGCCGUCGUUUGAGAAAACUUUUGGAAUUAGUUUUAGCAUUAGGAAAUUAUAUGAAUAGAGGUGCCAGAGGAAAUGCUUUUGGAUUUCGUAUUCAAUCUUUAAAUAAGCUAGCUGAUACUAAAGCAAGCACCUCAUCUAAGUCAAAGGGAACAACAUUACUUCAUUAUCUAGUUCAAAUUAUUGAAGUAAAGCACAAAGAUAUACUUUUAUUGGAAGAGGAUCUUCCUCAUAUUAAAGAAGCAGCAAAAAUCAAUUUAGGAGAAAUGGACAAAGAUAUUGGAAAUUUGAGAACUGGCUUGAAUGAAGUAUCUCGUGAAAUAGAUUUUCAUCGAAAUACAGCAACAACUUCUCCAGAAGAUAGAUUCUUAGUAGUCAUGCGUGAUUUUUAUGCACAAGCUUCUAUUCGAUUUGCUGAAAUUGAAGAUAAAUUCCAAGAUAUGAAAACGAGAUUCGAUCGAGCAGUUCGUCUGUUUGGAGAGGAUGGAUCUGUUAUUCAGCCUGAAGAGUUUUUCGGAAUUUUUGAUUCAUUCCUUGGAUCUUUUCAAGAGGCUCGAAAUGAGAAUGAGGCAUAUCGUAAAAAACUUGAGGAAGAUGAAAAAAGACUAAAGCAAGAAGCAGAGAUGAAGAAGCGCACUAUUGAGAGAAAAUCAAAAGAAGGAUUUUUGAACUCCGUAGCCAAAAACUUAGGAUUAAGACCAAAAGAGGAACCAAGCAAACAAGAAACACGAGAAUUCGAUGAUCUUAUUGAAACUUUGAGAACAGGUGAUGUCUUUCAUGGAAGUGAAAAGUACAAACGAUCCAGGAAGAAUAAAAAUGGAUCUUCACCGCCAAGAAAUCAUCGUUCCAAUGGUGAUAGCAAUUCUCGUGAAAGAAUUUUUUAAUAAAUUAUUCAUACUCAAUGUAUUUCGCUUGCUUUUAUAGAAUUCAUUAAUAAAGAAUCAUUAUUACCAUAUUUUCAU
This is a messenger RNA of Chironomus riparius, 3891 nucleotides long. The record is from the annotation of a GenBank genome assembly. Lineage: Eukaryota; Metazoa; Arthropoda; Insecta; Diptera; Chironomidae.